This is a messenger RNA of Mesorhabditis spiculigera, 1389 nucleotides long. NCBI's taxonomy places the organism in Eukaryota, Metazoa, Nematoda, Chromadorea, Rhabditida, Rhabditidae. The record is from the annotation of a GenBank genome assembly.
AUGGGGUGGCUUUCCCACGAUGAUCAGGUCUACUGCUUGAUCCUUGUGGCUAGUUUCCUGAUCAGCAGCCUCGUACGCACCGGCCAUCUACCGGCAUGGGUUGCGAAGAACGGAGGUCUCGUCGGCUUUGGCAUGGCUGUACUGAUAAUCGGCUGGAAGGUGCUAUAUUCCGUGCCACUAGCAUUUGGUACGGCGGUUGUAAUACGUUUGACUGCCGAGACGAAACAAAAACAGAUGCCGAUGCUGAUCUUCAUCUCUUCGUUUACCUACCUGAUAGUCUGUCGUUGCCUUCACUUCAUUCUGCCGAUCAACGAGUUGGCGAGCCAUGCGAAUGCCGUUGUGCUUUUAAUGACGCUCAGGGUCAUUGGAUUCGCCUAUGAUGUCUUCGAUUCCCGCGAACACCGCUUCCUCCGUAGCGACGAUCCGAAAAAGGCGAGGCGAGUGAUCGAAGAGCCACAGUCCGUCAUCGAGAUCCUGAAUUUUUUCUACCACUACUGUGGUUUAUUCACUGGUCCGUACUACUCGUACCAGAUGCUUGAAGACUCCUAUGUAAUCGUCCAUCUACAGGGAUGGUCGCCUUCCCAGGAGAUCACAAAGCGAUUCUUGACUCUUGCUUGGUCAGUUCCGGCCUUCGCUAUCCUGAAUGCAUAUUUCCCUCUCGAUGGCCUACGUACAGACGCGGUUUGGGAUUGGUCGCUGGUGUACCGUUUCUUCUACGCUGCUGCGAUUUUCACGGUCUUCCGUUUCCGCGUCUACAGCGCUUGGGCAGCAGCCGAGUCCGUUUGUCUCAUGGUUGGCAUCGGAAUGUAUCCAACAGCCUCCAAGGCGGAACUCAUCACAGGGCCCAAGGAUUUGGCAGUAUUCAAGGAGCUACACGGCAACGCAGACAGCCCGACAUCUUAUGAUUCGGAGGCCAUGGUCAACAUCGACAUGAAGGAAGUGGAGUUUUCCGAGACGUUCAAAUACGGAAUCCAUGGAUGGAAUCGUUCCGUACAAAAAUGGCUCGCCCUAUACGUCUACCAGCGCCUACACAACUACAAAGCCCAACGCACUUCAAUCACGAUGUUCGUAUCGGCGCUGUGGCACGGAACCUACGCCGGAUAUUUCAUGUCCUUCCUUCUGGUACCGUGUUGCUUGGCCGUCGAGGAGAUGAUCAGGAAGAGGACGGAUUCCAUCCCCAACUUCAAGUAUUUAUACAUCCCAACACUACGUUCCCGUGGAUUCGACUUCUUAGCUGCCGGGUUCCUACUGAAAAACUUCCAUGACACCGUACGAUUCUGGGGAAGCCUCUAUUUCUGGCUGCCCCUCGUCCUACUCGGAUUGUUCUUCGCUUUACGCGCCACAUCUAAACCGAAUGCAGGCUCGAGAGCGGUACCAACUAAACGAGAA